Messenger RNA from Naegleria gruberi, 1980 nucleotides. RefSeq lists its product as uncharacterized. The transcript has a single exon. NCBI's taxonomy places the organism in Eukaryota, Heterolobosea, Eutetramitea, Acrasida, Naegleriidae. Bases 1 to 1980 code for a protein of 659 amino acids. Gene Ontology annotation, molecular function: protein binding. The record is from RefSeq and is a predicted model, not a curated record.
AUGCUUGAUAUUUUAUACCCUGUAGAAGGUUUAGAAGGAAAGGAAAUUUUACAAUUCGAAUCAAAUGGUUUUUUCAGUUUAGUUCUCACCACUGAUGGUGUUUACUCAUUUGGCUUUAACAAUAAGGGUCAAUUAGGUACUGCCGAUAUUGUUGACAGAAAUUAUGCAGUUAAAGUGAAAGGAUUUGCUGGAAACAAUAUUACUCAAAUUGCAGUAGGAAUAUCUUCUUCUUAUGCAAUUGAUACCAAUGGAAAAGCAUGGUCCUGGGGAAGCAACGAAUUUGGUCAGUUAGGAGACAGAACAGGAGGUGACAAGGCAAGACCUUUCUCAGUUUACAAUAAUGGAACAAUGUUUGGUAAAAAGCCAGUCAAGAUCUGUGGUGGUAACAGAUACGGAGUUAUAUUAACAAAGGAUGGUAUUCUCUAUUCAUUUGGUAACCAUGAUGUUGGUCAAUUAGGAAUUCCCUCAGUUUCAGUGUCGUACAAGUCUAUUGAGCCAGUGAAAGUUGUUUUGUCAGCCUUUGUAAAUUCCACAGUAAUUGAUGUUCAAUGUGGAUAUGACCAUGUUUUAGUAUUGUUGGCAGAUGGUUCAGUAGGUGCUUGGGGUAAUAACAAUUAUUAUCAAAUGGGUGACCAAUCAACAGCAAUAAGAUUUGUUCCAAAACUUAUUUCUCAAAUUCCUUGCAAAGUAGCAUCUAUUCAUACACGUUUCAAUACUAACUUUGCCAUUUGCAGAGACAAUACAAUCUACGCUUGGGGACGAAAUGAUAAUGGUCAAACUGGUUUAGGCACAAGCUAUAGUGAUGGUUCAGCCAUGCCUAAUGUAUUGGUACCAACAAAAUUAACAUUUGUUCCAGAAGGCAGAGUGGUAGAAAUUGCUACAACUCAAUUUCACACUGUUCUACUUACUUCUGAAGGAGUCUUCCAUGGGGUUGGACGUGCUGACACCAUGUUCAGAUCUUCCUCUUUCAAUCCAAACACUUUUUCUGUGUUAAAUGCAUACUUGAAAUCUGUUGUUCCUUGGCAAUUAAGAAAGAUACCAUAUUUUGAAACUGCAGACAGACUUUAUAUUUUGUUGGCUGACAAGGUAGCCCCAACAAGAAGCUACAACGGAUUCAACAUGUAUUUCAGAAAUAGAAAUGAGUCAGAAAAGGCCUGGAGAUUAGUAGAGUUUGACAAAGAAACGAACACAGGAUUCCCUGUUUCUAUAUACAGUACACAUUACUUGAAACUUGACGAAUAUGUAUACUUCUUUGGUGGAUUUAUUAAUGACCACCUAUCGAAUGCUGUUUACAGAGCUCCAUACAGUGAUGUUGAAACAGGUUGGGAGCUUUUACAAAAUGUCACAAUUCCGGUUCCGCUCGCUGGUGGAAUGACAGCAAUAAUCAAUAAUUUCUUUUACAUCUUUGGCGGAAUAUCAAGCUUGUACAAUAGUACCACAGGUGAAUAUAGACCAGAAGUAUCUGAUAUCAUAAUGAGAGCCCCUUUGUCCAAUAUUUCUGACUGGCAAAUAGUUCCAAACAGAAAUUUGGUGACACCCAUUCAUACUGGCCAAAUGGCAAUUGUUUGGCCUCAUGUAUACAUUUUUGGUGGUUGCCAAACUGUGUUCACUUCAUCUAUGAAUAUUUUCAGAGCUUUACUUUCUGAUCCAACCACUUGGGAAAUGACAUUUGGUUUGUUGCCUCAUUACACAGCUAAUGCUGCUAUUGUUUCUACCGGGGAGAAUUUAGUGGUUGUUGGUGGAGGUGCAUAUCCUGAAAAACCAGGAGGUGUAUUCAUAGCCAAGGCAAACAAAGCUGAUCCAGUAGGAUCCUGGAUGGCUGUUAGUGAAGUACUUCCAGAUUUCCAGGCUGCAGCUGGUGCUCUCAAUGGCACAGAGCUUACUCUGAUUGGACAUGAUUUUAGAACAACAACAAAUAAUCUUGAUGUUGCCAGUCUAUUAAUUGGUCAAACUGUUGAAAUUACUUUGUUUGAUAAUUAA